AGGAAAUGAAGGGGAGACGUAGACAGACAUAGAGACGGAGGGGAAAACUGCAGAUGAGGGUCAAUGGGGCUUUCCACUGUGUGGGAUCAGAAAAGGUAUGAGAAGUAGGUAAGAACGAGUGAAGAGAGGAAAGAAAUCUGUCACUGCCAGAUCAAACAUCACGCCGAGAGUGAACACAGAGCAGCCUGACAAACGAGUCAGAGUCAGAAAAUAAUGUGCCUACGGAGGUGAGAGAAAGCUGUCAUUUUUAUUUAGUUUUUUAAAAAAAAAAAACAACCUGAAGGCUCAGCUUUUUACGCACAAAGGGACGACCGUAUUGAAUGGGCUUUAAAUGACAARCAUGAAUUGUACAGCGCAGACGUACGUCUAUAAUGGGAGAUGCUGUGACCGCUGCCCUGCAGGUCAGUAUGUACAAGAUCACUGCAACGAAUCACAGAAGACGAAAUGUGCCAUUUGUCCACAUGGGUUCCACACAGCCACAGAAAACCACUUGACCAGUUGUCCAACCUGCAAGGAGUGUACUCACAGCAAAGGGAUAACAGUAAGAGCCUGUACGGCUAAAGAGAACACAGUCUGUGGGUGUGAAGCAGGUUUCUACUGUAGCAAUGAGAACUGUGACCACUGCCAGCCCCUGACACGCUGCCCGAUGGGUAGAGGAGUUACAGUUCAAGCCAGUCGAACGAGUGACUUAAUUUGUGAUCCGUGUAAAGAGGGAACCUUCAGCAACGUCACAGAUUUCUCCUCACCCUGUGUACCACACACCAGCUGCGACAACCUUGGAAAAAAGCUGCAAACUCCAGGAACCUUACAAACUGAUGCCGUCUGUGGGAACUUCAAAACAUAUUGUCCUUGGAUACUCCCUGCAGGCCUGUGGGUUGGACUCGUGUUGACCAUAAUCGUUGCGGCUGCUUUCAUCUUCUGGAGAGUAAAACACAGACAAAACAGAAGAGCCCAUUCCAGUGUUCCUGUCACUCAUACGGAGGUAGCUCGUCCAGAACAGCCAUCUCACUGCCAAGAGACCUGCAUCAUGAACGACAAUAAAUUACCUCUUUUCACUUCAGAGCCUCAGGAGGACGAGUGGUGGGGGGCGUCCUAACA
Austrofundulus limnaeus is the source of this 1098-nucleotide messenger RNA. Its product is annotated as tumor necrosis factor receptor superfamily member 5. Gene Ontology annotation, biological process: immune response; immune response-regulating cell surface receptor signaling pathway; apoptotic process. Lineage: Eukaryota; Metazoa; Chordata; Actinopteri; Cyprinodontiformes; Rivulidae. Gene Ontology annotation, cellular component: CD40 receptor complex; external side of plasma membrane; membrane. Gene Ontology annotation, molecular function: protein binding; transmembrane signaling receptor activity. The record is from RefSeq and is a predicted model, not a curated record.